CGCACGGGCACACAAGGUUAGGUCGCUGGUCUAUAAAUACUAGCCCUCCGCCGCUUUCCCUCCUCAUUCUCCAAAAUUACCGAUCGAGAUUAACAAACAAAUGGCGGAACCCUCGAAAAAGCGAUGGAUUCCUCUCGAAGCGAACCCCGACGUCAUGAACCAGUUCAUUUGGGGCCUCGGAGUUCCCGAGGACCAAGUGGAGUUCAACGAUGUCUACGGAUUGGAUGAUGAGAUGUUAGAGAUGGUUCCUAAGCCCGUGCUUGCUGUGCUUUUUCUUUAUCCCUACACUUUUCAGAAAGAAUUGGAGAAAAGAGUUGAGCAGCAGCAGGUUUCGGAGGCUGCUGAGUUGAAGGAACAAAGUAAAAAUGUGUACUUCACAAAACAAACAGUGAGUAAUGCUUGUGGAACUGUUGGCAUUCUUCAUGCUAUAGGAAAUGCUACAUCAGAAAUCAAGUUGGUUGAAGGAUCAUACUUCGACAGGUUUUUUAAGACUACAGCCAGCAUGGAUCCUACUGAGCGGGCUGCCUUCCUUGAAAAAGAUGGAGAAAUGGAGGAUGCUCAUGCUGUAGCAGCUAUUGCUGGGGAUACUGAGGCCUCUACAGACGUGGAUGAACAUUAUAUUUGUUUCACAUGUGUUGAUGGAGAACUUUAUCAACUUGAUGGGGCGAAGACUCGACCAAUAUCACAUGGUCCUUCAUCACCUAGCAGCUUAUUGCAGGAUGCAGUUAAAGUCAUAAAAGUGAUGAUUGAGAACAAUCCAGAUUCCAUGAACUUCAAUGUCAUGGCACUUUCGAAGAAAGCAAUGUGAAGUGCGUGAGGACUGACUCCAUUGCGAGCCUCUUCCUUGUACUUGAGGCAAUAAUCUGAUUUUAGACGUUAUAUGAGAUUCUGUACUUACUAUUACCUCGACAAAGUCUUGAUGUUUUAUGGUGUUUUUAGCCGUUGAAAGUGUUGGCCCUUCGUGUCAGCAGUUGAAACAUUUUCUUAUAUAUAUAUUAUAUAUAUAUAUAAAGAAAAGAUUGUAGCUUUAUUA
Molecule: messenger RNA, 1033 nt
Organism: Asparagus officinalis (garden asparagus)
Lineage: Eukaryota; Viridiplantae; Streptophyta; Magnoliopsida; Asparagales; Asparagaceae
Product: ubiquitin carboxyl-terminal hydrolase 3-like
Exons: 9
Coding region: 101-808 (235 amino acids)
Biological process (GO): protein deubiquitination; ubiquitin-dependent protein catabolic process
Cellular component (GO): cytoplasm
Molecular function (GO): cysteine-type deubiquitinase activity
Source: RefSeq, a predicted model, not a curated record